GCUGGCCGUGUGCACGCUCCUCCGGCUGCAGCUGCUGCUCGCGCUGGGCGCGUGGUGCGCGCGGGCGAGCGCCCCGCGCUGCAGCUACACCUUCGUGCUGCCCGCGCACAAGUUCACGGGCGCCGUGUGCUGGAGCGGAGGCCCCGCCCCCGCGCGCCCGACGGCCGAGGCCGCCAACGCCAGCGAGCUGGCCGCGCUGCGCGUGCGCCUGGGGCGCCACGAGGAGCAGCUGCGCGAGCUGCAGCGAUUGGCCGCCGCCGACGGCGCCGUGGCCGGCGAGGUGCGCGCGCUGCGCAAGGAGAGCCGCGGCCUGAGCGCGCGCCUGGGCCAGCUGCGCGCGCAGCUGCAGGACGAGGCGGCGCCGGGGGCGGGGCCGACGGCGUCGGGGGCGGAGCCCGGGGCGGAGCCUGCCGCCGCGCUGGAGCUGCUCGGCGAGCGCGUGCUCAAUGCCUCGGCCGAGGCGCAGCGGGCCGCCGCCCGCUUCCACCUGCUGGACGCCCGCUUCCGGGAGCUGGCCCAGCUGGUGAGCCGGCAGAGCGGCCUCAUCGCCCGCCUGGAGCGCCUGUGCCCCGCGGGCGCCGCCGGGCAGCAGCAGGUCCUGCCGCCACCCCUGGUGCCUGUGGUACCCCUGAGUCUCGUGGGCAGUGCCAAUAACCCCAGCAGGAGAGAAGACAGUCUGAGACUGCAGGGACCCCCAGCCUCUCCCAUGCCCGCAGGGAACCCUGCUGCCCCCACCAAACCAGCAGGUCCCUGGCGUGACUGUGCAGAGGCCCACGAGGCCGGACACAGGCAGAGCAGAGUGUACGAGCUCCAGCCGGGCCGCCAAGGGUUUGCAGCCUGGUGUGAGCAGCAGCUGGAGGGUGGCGGGUGGACGGUGAUCCAGCGCAGGCAAGAUGGCUCCGUCAACUUCUUCACUACCUGGCAGCAAUACAAGGUGGGCUUUGGGCGGCCUGAUGGGGAAUACUGGCUGGGCCUCGAACCCAUCUAUCAGCUGACCAGCCGCGGGGACCACGAGCUCCUGGUGCUGCUGGAGGACUGGGGGGGGCGUGGGGCUCGCGCCCACUACGACAGCUUCUCCCUGGAACCCGAGAGCGACCACUACCGCCUGCGGCUGGGCCAGUACCGGGGCGAUGCCGGAGACUCGCUUUCCUGGCACAAUGACAAACCCUUCAGCACCGUGGAUAGGGACCGAGACUCCUAUUCUG
Messenger RNA from Dipodomys ordii (Ord's kangaroo rat), 1205 nucleotides. Its product is annotated as angiopoietin-related protein 6-like. NCBI's taxonomy places the organism in Eukaryota, Metazoa, Chordata, Mammalia, Rodentia, Heteromyidae. The transcript has 3 exons. The record is from RefSeq and is a predicted model, not a curated record. The annotation marks the transcript as partial.